This is a messenger RNA of Elephantulus edwardii (Cape elephant shrew), 644 nucleotides long. RefSeq names its product phosphatidylethanolamine N-methyltransferase-like. The transcript has a single exon. Gene Ontology annotation, biological process: phosphatidylcholine biosynthetic process. NCBI's taxonomy places the organism in Eukaryota, Metazoa, Chordata, Mammalia, Macroscelidea, Macroscelididae. The record is from RefSeq and is a predicted model, not a curated record. The coding region runs from base 45 to 644 and encodes 199 amino acids. Gene Ontology annotation, molecular function: phosphatidylethanolamine N-methyltransferase activity.
UGCGGGGGCUUCGGCAGUGUUGACUUUAGGCAAACCUCUGCAUUAUGAAUCAACUGCUUGCCUAUGUGAACCCCUUAGAUUCCAACUUUGUGGCUGCUGUCCUUGCCAUCACCUUCAACCCACUCUUCUGGAAUGUGGUUGCAAGAUGGGAGCAGAAGACAAACAGGCUAAGCAAGGCCUUUGGGUCACCCUACCUGGCCUGCUACUUGCUGGGGAGUGCCAUCCUCCUCCUGAAUUUGGUUCGCUCACACUGCUUUACACAGGCCAUGCAAAGCCAACCCAAGAUGGAGAGCCUCGAUAAUGCUCCAGCCUACUGUAUAGGCCUCUCGUUCCUGGGAGUGGGUUUCAUGUUUGUGCUCUCCAGCUUCUCCACACUGGGCUUCACUGGAACCUUCCUAGGUGAUUACUUCGGCAUCCUAAAGGAAGCUAGAGUGACUACAUUCCCAUUCAACAUCUUGGACAAUCCCAUGUACUGGGGUAGCACCGCCAACUACCUGGGUUGGGCUGUCAUGCACGCCAGCCCCACAGGCCUGCUGCUGACUGCAGUAGUGGCCCUCAUCUACAUGGUUGCUGUGCUCUAUGAAGAGCCCUUCACAGCAGAGAUUUACCGGCAAAAUGACAUCCAGUCCAAUAAGAGGAACUGA